UCUUCUCACCAUUGGACGACAGUUAUUCAUGUGACGAACUACUUGUCGUCAAUAGAGAUUGUCUUGUCCGGUUCUCUCCAUAAUGCAUAAACUGCAUAUCCACAAUCAAAAUCGCUUUGUCACGCCAAUCAAUCAUUCAAAGCGAUAUUCGUUUAGGGUUUGCAAAGGAACUCAGAAAUCGGACCGAUGGGAGGCCACCGCGCAAUAGAGGCGGCGAAGACGGUUAUCGAGGUAGCCGACGUCGCUUGGAAGGCCAUGGAAUUUACUCAUAACCAUCACCAUAAUCAAACCCACGAAAAUCACGAUAAUAUCACACAUGCGUCAAUAGACGAAGAAUUGGAGUCCUUGAGAUCCGAGAAUCGUUGUCUAAAAUUGCAGCUCGAGCAAAAUUUGAAACUUCUUCAAAAUUUAUCUGAAUCUCCUUGCUUGUUAAACGAUUGCCCUCCUGAUCUACAUGCCCGCCUAGUUGCUACUGUGGAUUCUGAAGACUUCUUGGCUCGACUUAAAUCCCUUCAACUGGCUUCAGCCAACAUAAGUGGCAUUGAAUUCCCUUUCAAGGAGGCUACAGGAGAUGAUAUGCAUUCUGCUGAAAUGCUAAUUAAUGUUUCUAACGAGGAACCUAGUUGGUGGGUUUGGGUCACAGAAGAAAUGGCUCCCAACAAUAUUGAAGAACGGAGUAGAAUUGACAAUGAAAACUAUGUAGUUGUUACUGAGGAACAUGUGGUGGAUGCAGUUGCCAAUUUUAUGGCUAAAUGCAUUCUAUCAAAUCCUAAGGCUCAGAAAAUGACUCCAGAGGAGCUGCAGAAGUCCCUGGAAAAAGCAUUGGAAGGUGUGAGCAAAUGGGAGAAGAUAUUAAAUAUUUGGCAUGCAGGACAGCUAUUUUACACUCUGGCUACCUGGGGACUUGCCCUGUGGGGGCUGUAUCGGACUCGAUCUAUUCUGAAACUUGCUGCAAAGGGCGUUCACAAAACCAGCAAAGUCGUUCUAAAGGCACUUUGAAGAAGGCCACGUCACUGGAACAAACAAAAUGAAUUGUAAAUUUGUAAUUUUACUUUGUGAAAUCUAUGGGGCUUUCCGGUGUUUCAUCCUGUGUGCAAAUCAAAACCAUUUUAUUCCUACACUUCCUAUUGACAGUUUCUAUCAAUGUAAAUAUGACAAGCUUUCAAUUAAUAAUUGAAUUGUUUUGUUUGUGUAGCGUGCA
Jatropha curcas is the source of this 1201-nucleotide messenger RNA. Its product is annotated as elongation factor. The record is from RefSeq and is a predicted model, not a curated record. NCBI's taxonomy places the organism in Eukaryota, Viridiplantae, Streptophyta, Magnoliopsida, Malpighiales, Euphorbiaceae.